AGCUGCUCUUACUACUAUCACCAUUAAUAAGGCAGAUGGAGAUAUCACUGGAUCUGAACCAGAGAAGAUAUUUAAUAAUAGUAGAGAAAAUACUAAUUAUAAGGAAACAUCACGAGAACGAUGCUUAAGAUUGAGAAGGGAAGCUGCAAGACAACGAAAUGAAAGAGAAACAUUAGAAAACACAGCGGCAUGGCUAAAGAAGAGAAGAGAAGCUGCAAUACAAAAAAAACAAAAUCAAACAUCUGAAGAUGCUGCAAGGUUCCAGCAAUCAAAAAGACAAAGAUAUACACAUAUAGUAGAUGCUUCUGUUAUAAAACCUCCUAAUGCUAUUUCUCCCGUUGAUCCUCUUUUCAUUACUGCUAUUCCUGCUACUCCUUUACAUAUUAUUUCAUUACCAAUAAUAUUGUGUCCAUUUCAAUCAGAAAUUGUGGUGCCAGCAUGUGGUCAAAGGAGAGAAAAAACAAACUCCAGCAGAAUGUCACCUAUAUUUACAAAUUGCUGUGUACAAGGCAAGGUUCUUCUUCCAGCUCUGCUAGAUCCUCCCCCUAUACUACAUACACUUCUUACUGGCAUUGAUAUCAAGGCAUGUGACUUUCGUCAAAAAAUUCGGUCAUAUAACUCAGCCUUAGCCUUUACUUCUAUGGGUGCUAAGAUUAAUGAUCAUGUUAUGGGUACUGGAGGUGUUUAUAUAUUCCAAAUCCAUGGAGAAAUGUAUCACAAUAUUGGAUCCCUUCUACCUGCUCAAGCUACAGUAUCUCCACAUUUUGCUCAGCUUUAUAUCUAUGACACAGAACAUGAGGUGUUGAACAGGAUGACUAUGAUACCUUCUCUAAAUGCUAUUGUGCUUGCAAACUUGCAACAGAUGUUAGAUCAGGUUAAUCCAUAUGUUGUAGUUUUUUGGCAGGUGCGUGACAUAUUAAUACAAGAACUUACUAUAAUACUCUCGAUGGUGAUCAGAGCAGAAAAACUUGCAGAUCUACGACGUUACAAUAUACUAACUGCCAAUGAGCUUACAGGAUGUAAUGCAGACUGCAGACGUGCUACAAACUGGAGAAAUAGGUCAGCGAAUUAUCCUUCCAUCAACGUUUACAGGAGGCCCUCGCCAAAUGCACCAACUCUAUCAGGAUGCCAUGGGAAUC
Messenger RNA from Acaulospora morrowiae, 1139 nucleotides. The record is from the annotation of a GenBank genome assembly. NCBI's taxonomy places the organism in Eukaryota, Fungi, Glomeromycota, Glomeromycetes, Diversisporales, Acaulosporaceae.